AGGAAGCAGAGGAGGGGGUUUCCCUGGGGUGCAGAGUAUCUUGCUCUGCUGGGCUGGGUGCCUAGGGCCCCCCGGGGUGAGCUCUCUGCACUGCUGCCCCAGCCACGGGGGUCCCUCCUCUCCCUGGCCCUGGGCUGACCUGCCCCCUCAGCCAUGGGCGAGCCCCCUGUGCGGGUGGAGGUGCUGACCCAGCUGCAGCACCACGGCAUCCCCCCGGAGCAGAUCACCUACCCUCGCGUCACUCUCUCUGCACCCUGGCGUCUCUGCGUCCGGCAUAGCCCCCCGCAAGACCCCGCCGGGGCCCGGGUCACCCUGCUCGACCUGCGUGAGCCCCACGGCCCGGCCACCCACAGCUGGCCCCUGCACCAGGCCCAGGGCGCACUGGCCCACCCCAGCCAGCCCCUGCUGGCCCUACGAGCGGGCCGUGUGGCACAGGUGUUCGACGUGGCACAGCGCUGCCUGCGCUGGCAGUGGACGUUUGCCCACCCCCUGGAGUUCUGGGUGUGGCUGGAGCCCGAGAUGCUGGCGCUGGUGACGGAGGAAGAGGUGUUCCACUGGGCCCUCAGCCGUGAGCACGCUGCCGGCCGCCCCCCACCGGGGAGCUGCCAGGCGCCCUGGGAGGAGGGCCCGAAGCCACGGCGCCAGUUCCGGCGCCAUGAGCGGCUGUGGUGCACGGAGGUGGUGGGAUACCAGCGGGACGCCAGCGGGCUCUGGCUGGCGCUGUCCACACUGGGCCUGGACCAGAAGGGCCAGGUGGUGGGGCUGACCCAGCUGCACUGGCGGGGGGGGCGGCUCUCCCAGGUCAUCGAGGCCCAGGCGGUGGGGCUGCCCCGGCACAGCUUCUCCAGGAACCCCCACCCCUCCUCCGCCCUGCUGGCCGCUGUCCGGCACGGCACGGAGCGCAAUGGGCAGUUCCACGUGGUGGAGCUGGGCCCCCACCAGCCAGGCAACGCUGCCCUGCUCAGUGCCCGUGCCAGCCUGGCCUUCAAGGGCGCCCAGCCUGGGGACUUCCCCAGUGCCGUGCAGUUCGCCCCGCGGCUGGGCCUGGCACUGGUGCUCACCAAGCACGCCCUCCUCUUCCUGGCCGACGUGGAGACCGCCCAGCCCCUGCACCGCGUCCAGCUGGCCUGGGACAUCGUCUUCGCCACGGUGCCCGACCCCCCCCGGCACGGCCUCGUGGGGGUGUGCCGCAGCGGCAAGGUGCUGUCGGUCUCGCUGUGCCCAGACCCACUCCUGCAGCUGCUGUCGCGCCGCCCUGCCAGCCUCUAUCUCACCCAGCGCCUGCUGCAGCUGGUGGGGCGGGCGCCGGGCCUGUGCAAAGUCAGCCCCCCAGCUGAGCCGGCCAUGCCACGGGGCCAGCCCAGACUGCAAGCCGGGGGGCUGGGGAGCAGGUGCUGGCAGGGGAGGGCAGGGGGGCUCUGUCAAUAGUGUAACUUGUACUGUGCAGGGGUGGGAGGUGUCUGGCACUGCGCUACGAAAGCAGGGGCCGGCCUGAGUCUCCCGUCAGCCCCAGGGCCUGGGAAAGGGAGGAGUCGGCCCAAGGUUCCCAUCAGUGGGGAUGAGGAUGUGCUGGGGAUGAUUGGCACCUGUCUUGGGGGCGGGGGGUAGGAGACCCUCUCUGCAGCUCUCCUGUUACUGAUUGGGGGGCCCCCCCAGCUGCAAUGUCGCUGCAUCCUCCUUGGUUUUACAAUAAACGGAAGAAGCAGGAGCCCUGGGCUGGGGCUGGCCCCCAGCAUCCAGCUGUGUGGGGGAUGGGAGGGUGGGGAUGUGUCUCUGGCUGGGAGUCCUUGGCCGGGGGCUCUGGCUAGAUUGUGGGGGGGUCGGGGGUGCCCUCUCAUUGCACACAGCCUGGCCAUAGCCCGGGGCUAUUUAUUAGUGAAGGAGGGGGUGGCAGAUCUUGGCCAUCUAUCUCCUAGAGGGAGGCCCAAGCCCCCCUUCCUCCUGCACCCCAGCUGUCCUGGCGCAGGGGCACGGUGCCACUCUCGGCUGCUGUGUGGGGCCAAGCUGUCCUCUUCUGCCGUGCUGCCCUAGAGGGGGGAGCUGGGGUUAGUGGAGGGUGGCAGGGCAGGGGGAAGGCCCCCUUGCUGGGUGAGAGGGGCAGCGUCCCUACCUGCUCUGCUCCCUGCCCGCCGGCCGCCUGGC
Messenger RNA from Chelonia mydas (Green sea turtle), 2142 nucleotides. RefSeq names its product clathrin heavy chain 2-like. Gene Ontology annotation, cellular component: clathrin coat of coated pit; clathrin complex; clathrin coat of trans-Golgi network vesicle. NCBI's taxonomy places the organism in Eukaryota, Metazoa, Chordata, Testudines, Cheloniidae. The transcript is spliced from 8 exons. Gene Ontology annotation, molecular function: structural molecule activity; clathrin light chain binding. Gene Ontology annotation, biological process: intracellular protein transport; receptor-mediated endocytosis. The record is from RefSeq and is a predicted model, not a curated record. The coding region runs from base 154 to 1428 and encodes 424 amino acids.